Zea mays is the source of this 2996-nucleotide messenger RNA. Its product is annotated as transcription factor GAMYB. The record is from RefSeq and is a predicted model, not a curated record. NCBI's taxonomy places the organism in Eukaryota, Viridiplantae, Streptophyta, Magnoliopsida, Poales, Poaceae. The coding region runs from base 1049 to 2527 and encodes 492 amino acids. The transcript has 3 exons.
AUCCCGCAGCCAGUAUCUCUUUCUCUUUCUCUCUCUCUCUCUCCUGAAAUCUCUCUCUCGCUGACCUGAGAGUUAUCCAAAUACUCUGGUAUGGCGAGAUCCCCCUCCUCGGGUUCCCACUCAACUGCUGUAUCGUAGUAGUCGACUACUUCCCUGCAAUCCGUUGGUCAGCUCACAAUAGCAGAUGAGUCCAUUGGAGGAGUUCGACUAGUCUCCACCGCUGCUGCGAGAUUCCGCCAGGUACACCGCUGAAUUUCCAUUUGGUUUGGGCGUCCAGGUGUGAUCUGAGGGGGGUGGGGAUGCUGGAUUUUGGCCUCCUCCUCACCCUUCUCCGUUCCAAUCCUGUCUGAACCUCCGAGAAUUGCCGUUCUCCGGACGCGGGGAGUGCUGUUCACGGCAUUAGUGCUUUGAUCUGUGAACUUUGGCAGACGGAACCUACCUUUUCUCUCUUGCCUUUACCCCGAAAUCUCGUGUCAACUGUGGGUCAUAGUGAUACCGCUGCGGUUGUUUAGAGUUCUUAGACUUAUCCACCCCUAUACCAGCCGUUAGCUUUGGGUAAUCUGCUGUACUCUCCAAUGAGAAGUCCUAUAUUUGAACCCUAAAAAUUAAUAUAAAGUCUAAUUUAGAGUGUUUAGGUCUAAAAACAUUUGGAACUCCAAUAUUUAAGUUCUAUAUCAAGUCAUUGGAAAAUAAUUCAUAUUUGUGUGGUACCUAUGAACAUGCACUCGAAGUGAAGAUUAUAAAACUUCUGCCCGAGCAAAGCGGCCGACCAAGUUACCACAGAGCAAGUCAGCGAGGCGAAAUAGGCGACCAAGUCCCAACCGAGUAAGAAAGGGAGACGAAACUGCCGACCAAGUCUCUAGGCCCACAAGGUAGAAACCUGAACCCAAUGAUAUCAAUGAUAUGGGCCCACAUCCGCCGCGAUGAUUUGGUGAUUUGGUGAUUUCCAUCUACUAAUAAUGCUCUUUUCAUGCUAAUCCUGCAUAUAAUCCAAAUGGUAAUCGAACCCUACUUCCACUAGGUUCCGCGCAUACCCUGACGGCAAGCCAUGUACCGGGUGAAGAGCCAGGCGGAGGGCGAGGGCGAGGGCAAGGACGAGAUGAUGUCGCAGGACCAGAUGGACUCGCCGGUGGACAACGAUGUCAGCAGCAGCCGCAGGUCGCCUCGCAGGGGCGUCGGGGCGCCCCUGAAGAAAGGGCCCUGGACGGACGCGGAGGACGCCAUCCUGAUAGACUACGUUAAGAAGCACGGCGUGGGCAACUGGAACGCGGUGCGGAAGAACACCGAGCUAUUGCGCUGCGGCAAGAGCUGCCGCCUCAGGUGGGCGAACCACCUCAGGCCCAACCUCAAGAAGGAGGCCUUCACCCCGGAGGAGGAGCGCCUCAUCAUCCAGCUCCACGCCAAGCUGGGGAACAAGUGGUCGAGGAUGGCUAUUCAUUUGCCAGGGCGUACUGACAACGAAAUAAAAAACUACUGGAACACACGAAAAAAGAGAUGUGAACGAGCUAGCCUUCCUAUCUAUCCUGCUGGUGUACGUAAUCAAUCUUCAAAUGAAGACCAGCAAUUGUCUGGUGAUUUGAACGGUGGCGAGAACAUGUCCAAUGAUCUUCUAUCCGGAAACAGCCUUUGUCUACCAGAUUUUAACAAUGACAGUUUCCGUGCGAAACUGAAGGCUUUACCACCACAGCUGCCAGCUGUUUCAAUAAGCAAUUUGCUCGGCCAAAGCUUUGCAUCAAAAGGUUGUAGCUUCAUGGAUCAGGUAGACCAAGCAGGGAUGCUGAAACAAUCUGGCAGUGCGCUUCCUACAUUGAGCGAUGCCAUUGACGAUGUGAUUUCCUCGGUUGAUCAAUUUUCAAAUGACUCUGAGAAGCUCAUGCAGACUUUAGGUUUUGGUUAUCUCAAUGAAGCCAACGCUACCAGCAAGAGUAUUGCGCCUUUUGGGGUUGCACUUACUGGCAGCCAUGCCCCUUUAAAUGGUAUUUUCUCUGCAUCUAGGCUCACAAAUGGUCCUUCGAAGAUGGAGCCCCCUUCAGUCCAAAAUAGCAGGCUCAAGUAUACUGUGGAUCCUGCAAUGCAGCCUACUGAGUUAGUAGAUCCUUACAUGCAGUCUCUAUCAGCGACCCCUUCAGUGAAAUCAGAGUGUGCAUCGCCGAGAAACAGUGGUCUUUUCGAAGAGCUGCUUCAUGAACCUCAUGCACUAAGAUCUGGGAAGAGCCAACAACCAUCGGUCCGAAGUUCAAGUUCUUCUGCUGGCACACCUUAUGGGACUAUGGUUAGCUCAGAAUUUGAUAUGGGUCAGGAAUAUUGGGAAGAACAGCCCGGUUCUCUCCUCAGCGAAUAUGCUCACUUCAGUGGGAAUUAUUUGGCUGAAUGCGCUCCUCCUGUUAGCGCUGCAUCAACUGAUAUCUUUCCGCUCCCCAAGAUUUCUCCUGCAGAAAGCCCUUCAAUGGGCUCUGGCGAGCAGGCGUUAGAGCCUAAACAUGAGUCAGCAGCUUCACGUACGUCAUCUUGGAAACUUGAGGCAUGAUGCAUUAUUCUCUGGGAACACAGCCCAUUCAUCCAGUUUCAACGAUACCAUAGCAAUGCUCAUCGGCGAUGUACCUGUUCUUGGUGAUGGAAUUGUGCUCGAUUCUUCCUCAUGGGACAACAUGCCACAUGCUUUUCAAAUGGCGGAAUUCAAAUGAGUUCCAUAUAAUUUCUUUGUGAUGCUGAAGGGCUUCUUCCUGCUUGUUUUGGGGUCAAUAUCAGGGAACGCCCCACUGAUUGUGACGCUGCAUUCCUGACAGAGAUCCUUGUGAUCUUCAUGCGGAUAGUCCUUUUGUCUAAUUAAGUGCAUGGAAGAUAACCUGGAUAUUAUUUUUAAUUUUUUGCUUUGUAUUAGAGAACCGUUUUUGCCAUCCCUGACAGCAUUUCUGUUGGAAACGUGUCAUGACUUUUGUUUGAACAAUUUAAAUAUCGGUUAUAGAUAAUGUGAUGUGUGCCAUCCCUUGAUGCAA